Molecule: messenger RNA, 420 nt
Organism: Cantharellus anzutake
Lineage: Eukaryota; Fungi; Basidiomycota; Agaricomycetes; Cantharellales; Hydnaceae
Exons: 3
Coding region: 1-420 (139 amino acids)
Biological process (GO): protein secretion
Cellular component (GO): endoplasmic reticulum membrane
Molecular function (GO): GTPase activator activity; protein binding; guanyl-nucleotide exchange factor activity
Source: RefSeq, a predicted model, not a curated record
AUGCCAGUACCGACAUCCGACCUGCGGGAAAAGUCACCAUAUGAUAAGGUUGCAUGGACGUUCCGCUCUGCCAACGAGGGUGGUAAUCUGGCCGCAUAUGGAGCGUCGGACUCUUCGGUGGGGAUUGUGGAUGCCCAUGUCCUAUCGGUGCGUCGUGGAAGCGAGGUUCAGCCCGGGGAAGUUAUGCUGACUUACUACGUACGCAUGAUAGCCGAUAGUCACAUUCUGAAGGCGCACGAUUUCCCGCCGACAACGCUCCAGUUCAACCCGUCAUCGACGUUAUUAGUGUCAGGAAGCGCGGACGCGAGCAUCCGCGCUAUCGUUGUACCUCCCUCGUUUACAUCAUCUUCUACUCUUCAGAUAUGCCUCCUUCUAAUAGCCUUGUUCAUUCUGGUAGCUGCCAUCCUCAUCCAACGGUGA